Messenger RNA from Manacus vitellinus (golden-collared manakin), 924 nucleotides. It is a transcript of the gene CFAP52, whose product is annotated as cilia and flagella associated protein 52. Lineage: Eukaryota; Metazoa; Chordata; Aves; Passeriformes; Pipridae. The record is from RefSeq and is a predicted model, not a curated record. Gene Ontology annotation, molecular function: protein binding.
UGGGAGCUGGAUAUCUCACGUAGGAAAACCCAACCAAGCAAAUGCCAGACAGUGAAACUGAGCAGGGGGGACUUUGAUGCUGUUCAGCAUUGGCUGCAGCAGCAAGGAGACUCCAAUCCCAUCCAAUUGUGCUUUGAUCCUGUUUUCUCUGAGGGAAUCACAGCUUUGCUUUUGCUAAAGACAGGAAACACAACAGUUGGCACUGGAGGAGGGACUGGAGCUCUCUGUAAAGAUUCCACCUCCAGAGUGAUGAAGAAAAUUCAAGUUCAGGGUGCUGUAACUUCCCUGACAUGUAGAGGUUGGGGUGACCAGUUCUUUGUAGGGAAAAAUGAGUGGCAGAUUUGUUGAAUGAACUACUCUGAGUUUCAAGAGGAGCUGAUCCCUGCCUGUCACAAGGAAGCAUCAAUGACAUUGGUUUUCUCUAAUUGGAAUGAUGGGAAAAUCCAUGCCUUGAAGGCAGAGACUGGGCAGUCAAUGUAUGUGAUUGACAGUGCCUGUAGCUGAAUUGCUGCUACAAGUGACUGUAAAUGAAUCAUUAGUGGAGGAGGUGAAGGGGCAGGCAGUUCUGCAGGAGCCUUUGCUGUGUCCUGCGUGAAGACGAAGAAGGACAACCAAGAGUGUGUCAUAACCAGCCUUGAUGGAAUGUGCAGCAUGUGGGAUCUUGUGAAGGAGACAGAUGAUUGUUUUUUGAGAAAACAAAUCAUUUGACCCCACUCCUCUUUCAGAUGUGUGUGUUGCCAUCCUGAAAGGUACCAGAUAGUCCAUGAUGAGCUCCUGGGAAGUGCCAGAGAAGUGGAAGGGUCUGUGCCAGGUGCCAUCAGUGGGUUGGACAUCACAUCAGAUGGGGCACACUUUGUCACAGGUUUGCACAAACAGCUGGAGCAGGAGCUGUCAGGCUGCUGCUUCCCCAGCCAGUCCAAGUGA